Molecule: messenger RNA, 3546 nt
Organism: Aplysia californica (California sea hare)
Lineage: Eukaryota; Metazoa; Mollusca; Gastropoda; Aplysiida; Aplysiidae
Product: disintegrin and metalloproteinase domain-containing protein 10
Exons: 2
Coding region: 275-3070 (931 amino acids)
Biological process (GO): membrane protein ectodomain proteolysis; Notch signaling pathway
Cellular component (GO): plasma membrane
Molecular function (GO): metalloendopeptidase activity
Source: RefSeq, a predicted model, not a curated record
ACUCCCUCACAAAAGAAUGACUUUUUGUAGUAAAAUGUUGUUAUCCCCUUGAAAUACAUGUCAUGUAGAUCUAGUUAGUUGUAAUCGGUUGCCCCCAAAUGUGAGUUUAAAACCCACAUUUGAUAACUGCUGUCGUUUUUGUCUUUCCUGAAUAAGAAAAAUAAAGAGUAUGAUGCUUUUUUUAUUUCCAAAGAAACCCAAACUUUGACUAAACUAUCUAUUGUUUUGAAAACGAAAUAGAAUUUUUAUUUUUAAAUCUACAGUCAACGUUUCCAUGACAACUAAGUUUGUAGCGGGCGAAAAAUACUUUUUAUUAGUGAAUAUUGUAUUGUUUUGUUUUAUUUCUCUCCGUUCGUUUCAUUUAUUUCAUUUUUUUGUUUGUUUUUUGUUAUUGUUCUCAGAACCAAAUACAGUCGGCAUCGGGAACAUUUUCAAAGUCUUAAUAAGGAAAACAUUUUUUUCGAAUGAGGUGUGUAUACCGCAGCGAGGUUCAGCAUCACGGCGAUGGAUGAUUCUCCCCACUUGUGUUAUACGCCGUGAAAUGACUGUUACUGUUACUGGAACAUUGCUCAAACAUGUCCGUGCAGUGCCGGUGAUAUUCCUAGGUCUGACCAUUUUGUUGACGUUAACGCAGUUCCCUCCUGAGUUGGAUGGUUUGAGUGACGUGCACACCACCCAGAACGUAACGGCGUUUCUAUGCAAUGAUGGAAUCAUGAGAAGUUCUCAAAUCUGCGUUUGGUCUGCUGAAGUGAAUGACAAAGAGAAGCAAAGUCAAGUAAAAGUAGAAAAUGUUUUACGAUUCACUUUUUGUGGACAGAAUGUCUCAGUGUCUAUUGGUCAACAUGUGGUCAUGGCCCCCGACGCUCAGAUCACUUACAAUUCGGGGCAAACAGUCGAGAUACCUGUCUUUCGAGAAGAUGUUGCGCAGCAGCUUCAUUCGUUUUACUCUGGUCAUUUUUGGUUCGCAAACGAGACGUUUCCUUUCAGCGGAGAGCAGAGUGGGGCCUCAUUCUCUGGGAGGACGUUUUACUUUGGCGCCGUUUUACAGAUGUCGUGCGGUAAUGUUGUCGUGGCUGAGUCCCUCAAAGCCCAAGAUUGUUUUCCCUGUGAGCUCAUCUCGUCAGAUGUAUCCCCACCCAACACAAGCGUCAGUUCUCUAGAGUCUUACGAGGAACUGCUUCUCGAGCUCAACGACUUUGAAUCUGCGUCAAACAGCGAGCAUGUCCACAAGGAAACGCGUGAUAGGACGAUGAACCAGCGCUCUGAGUACAGACGUGAGACAAAGACAGAUCUCCCUCCACCCUUGACAUGCUCUCUCCACGUUGUGGCGGACCACCUUUUCUUCAAAUACAUCGGCAGCGGAAAUGUUCUGGAGACGGUCAACAUGAUGUUUAGCUUGGUGAACGACGCUGAUGCCUUGUUCCGGAGCACGGAUUUUGACGGGGAUGGCCAGGGGGACAACAUCGGGUUCAUGGUAGAGAAAGUGACAGUGUACAAGACGGAGCAAGACGCCGAUUACAAGAUGGCUCGGCCUUAUAUGACCUCAGACGAGUACCUUCGGCAGUUUUCUUUCUAUAAUUUUGAGGGACAUUGUUUAGCAGUAGCGUUUACAUUUAGAGACUUCAACGGCGUGGCUGGCACGUCCUUCCCGGCGUACUCAAACCGCCGGACACCGGGCGGCAUCUGCCAGGAGAGACUGAGGAUUAACUCACAUCACGUGAGCUUCAACACACUGGUGGUCACGUUCAUGAUCUCCGGCAAGAUGGCGCAGAGGUCGAGCGUGGUGCUCACCCUAUCCCACGAGCUCGGCCACAGUAUGGGAGCGAGGCACGACGGGAAGAGAUGUAUCUCAGCCGACGAAAACCUCGGCAACUACAUCAUGUACAAGAGCAGCCAUUUUGACAUGAAGCCGAACAACCGCAGAUUUUCUGUCUGCAGCAUCCGUACGAUGGUUCCCGUGCUGAAGAAGAAGGGGCGCUGCCUCCAGUCCCACUCGCACCGCCCUCACUGCGGCAAUAGCGUGCCUGACGUCGGCGAGGAGUGUGACUGCGGCCUCUCCGACAUCUGCGAGUCCAUCGACCCGUGCUGCACGCCGGCCGACCACACUGGGGACGUGGACAAACCGUGCACCACGCGGAAGUCUCAGGGGAAACUCUGCUCGCCAAAACUGUCGCCCUGCUGCAGUGAACAGUGCAGGUACAAGAAGCUGAAAACACGAGAGGUGUGUAACAUUUUUGACGAGUGCACCCAGAAAUCUUUCUGUAACGGUGACAGCGAGCACUGUCCUUCCCCCACGCGUCUUCAAAACGGCUCGCUGUGCAACGACGGGCGACGUGUGUGUGAGGGCAACCGUUGCGUCAUGGACGUGUGUUCCUACCACCAGCUGGAGAGCUGUAAAUGCUCAGACGCCCGACACAGCUGUCAGCUCUGCUGCCGAACUCCGAACAGCAAAUUCUGCAAACCCGCCGAGGGCUUUGGAAUCAGAAACGCGAACGGUUCUCCGAUUUUCUGGGAGCCGGGGACGCCGUGUGUACCCGGGAACUUUUGCAACAACGCUCAGCAGUGUGUCUCGUCCAAAGAGACAGUCGCCCCGCUACACUCUGUGUUCAGCGGCAUGAGGAAAAGUCUCUUCACGUCCUACCUGAAAAAGUACUGGCUCUACUGUGUAUUCGUUGCUCUUUCUGCCAUAUUCCUGGCAGGGGUGGUUACAACCUCGUUGCGCAGACGCCCGGCUUACAUCAAAGCUCUGAGGCAUCGAAAAAUGCUGUCCAUAUUUGCUUCAGGGGAGCGCCUGUCGAGCAAGUACCGCAAGAAGAUGGUGGACAUCCACAGACGGUACGCCGAGUCUAUCCCCGAGGCCCAGAGACAGAGUCAGAGACACGAGGACCCGGCACUGAGCCACACACAAGUCGUGGGACGUCUGAGGGCGCUGUUCCCUGAGGUCAAAGUACACGACCUGUACCACCAGGUGGCAGGGGCGGGGCGCACGGAGGAGGAGACUGUUGGGCUGUUGUUGUCGCAGGGGUUUAGAAUGAGGGACGUCCGAGAUUUGAGAUCAGUGAACAGCUGAGAACCGUUGAGUGUCUUUACGACACCAAGCGAUGUUGAACAUUAAAGAAUGUGGGAAAAGGAGGAGCGCGGGGCGGGGCUGUUAUUGUUAAUGUAUAAACACAUCCCCAAACCCCAAACUAUUCAAAAGGAGCCAAUCACUUAUAAACAUGAAUAUGACGAUGUAGAGAGUCUUUUCUUCAAGAACUUUUGGGAACUGGGGUAAAAGUAAAAAGAGUAUGAAGGCCAAGAUGUCUCGUCUUUACAAAUGGAAAGAGAAAUGAAAGAAUACAGGUGUUGUAGGCCAAGAAUAAAUCAAACACAUGUAGUCUGAAAUCACUGUCCAUGGUUCAUGGUGACAAGUAGUACGGUACAUUUAUUGAAACAUUGCAGAAUUUGUUAUUAUGGUGAUCUUUGAUUCUCAGGCAUAAUUAUGCGAUGAGUUUCUGAAACUGAAUUUUUUUUUUUUUUUUUUUUUUUUUUUUUUUUUUUUGGGGG